This is a messenger RNA of Papaver somniferum (opium poppy), 3446 nucleotides long. RefSeq lists its product as uncharacterized. The transcript has 7 exons. NCBI's taxonomy places the organism in Eukaryota, Viridiplantae, Streptophyta, Magnoliopsida, Ranunculales, Papaveraceae. The coding region runs from base 2456 to 3112 and encodes 218 amino acids. The record is from RefSeq and is a predicted model, not a curated record.
UUCACCUGGAACCGACAAUUAUCACAUAAUCUGCAUAUCGUCUCUCAACAUUCAAAUCGAAAAAUUCAAAAUGAAUUUUCAAAUCGAAAACUAGAGUUUUCAGUUUCAUUAAUCGAAAACCGCCUGAAACUGGUCGAAACCACCUGUAACUGAAAAAACUAGGGUUUAAAAUCAGAGAAAACCGUUUCAUUAAUCAAAAUGGUGAACAAGAGAACGAUUAAACGAACAAUCAAAGAAGUAACUGAAGAACUAAGUACACCUUCGCCAACAACAAAGAGGAAGACGAAAAAUGUUGGUCCUUCACCAACAUCAAAGAAGCCGACAGUUGCUAUUACUCCUCCACGAACAACAAAGGGGAAUAAAGGAAAAAAACCUAAAAAUAAAAGGUAGUAUGAAGAAUGACAAAAAGAAAACAAAAACACCCGCCAAAAGGAAAUUGUACAGACCAGGUUUAAAAGGAAAUUAGGGUUGCGAAACUGGGAUUGAGUGAUGAACAGUUGCAAAUGAUAAGCGAGGCGUCAUAAGGUCAUUUAUUCUUAAUGUUUUGGUACACGGACUUCAAUGAAAAACAUUGGAAGAAGAUUGAAGUAGCAAUCACUAAAAUGUUGCGAUGUUUUAAGAGAAGCUCAGUGCCAAACGUGCUGACAUUUGAGUUUGUAAGGCAUGGAACAAAAUAUGUCCUGGCAUCAACAACAAAAGAAAUAAGAGUUAUUUUUGGAAUGCCAAGAACGCCGAGAAGGGAGUAUGAAGAUGUUAGGAUGAUGUCAAAGGGUGGAUGGUGUCAAUCCAAAUUCUUUAAAAGGAACUUUCCUUUUGUUGUGAAGAAGGCUGAAAAGUUCACGAUACCAAUGAUUCAAAAAGCCACAUUGAACCUUCUUACAAGAACUCAAGUUGAUGUGAAAAACAAGGAGGUUGCUCAAGAAAAACAAGCAAGUGAAAAUGAGGAAGGGACUGAAAGCGAAGAUGAUGAAGCUAAGUGAAGAAGAUCAAGAAAGUGAAGAAGAAGAAGAUGAAAGUGAAGAUGAUAAAGAUCUUGUUAGGCUUAUCUGCCUCUUUAUGUGCAUUACACUUUUUUUCACUACAAAAAGAAGCAUUCAGCUUGACUGAACAAUACAUUGAUUAUGUUGCGAGGCUGCAAAGAAUGUGUCCUGGCCAGAUCUUAUUCAUUCCCACUUAGAGAUAGAACUGGAUAACAAUUAUGAGAAUGUAGAACACACUACUGGUUGUGUUACCUAUUUUCCGGUGAGAUUCUUCACUUGCAUAAGAUAGUCAUUUUCGUAGUUUGUUGUACAGUAAAUUCAUAAUGUAACAUUCCAUAUUGGUCAGUACAUAUUAAUAUAUAUUGUUCUGUUGUGUUUCCCUACAACUUUGAGAGCAUACCCAUUUGGUAAGACCAGUUGACGUAGUGACGAAACCUCCAGGAAUGUAUGUACCGAGAGCUGCUAAAUGGAAUUUGUCAGAGCUAUGUCCUGAAUUCCUAAAGGAUAUCGACACUAGUGAAUACGAGUUCAGUGAAUAUUUCAUUACCGGGUACACCAAUCAAGAACGACAAAUUCUGAAUCGAAUUUCAAGAAGGCUUAAUGAGGAAGGUAAUGUUGCUAAAAUGGUAAAAGAGAAACAAGGUGCCAAUGAAACUCCAACUGAAGAAAAGGAAGAAGAGCCUGCAGACAAACAUGAUUGGUAAGCAAAAUAUGAUGAUUUGAGGAAGGUAAUAUGUGAUAAAUGGGCCGAGUUGAAUAUUAUGCAUCAAAACAGUAGAUCGCUCGAUGCUUCAAUGCUUCUGCAAAUGUUGACAGACAUACACCUUAAAGUUUCACCUUCACAGACGGAAGAUGAUAUAUAUAGUCCCGUUAGUUUGGGUACUGACCCAACAAAUGAAAAUGUCACAUUGCCGACUAAAGCUGAUUUAGAGCAGGAGGUUGAAAAGCUGGGAGAGGGAAAUAGCAAGAACAACACACAAUGCAUAUUGAUAUCAAAUCAAACAACCCCUUUUGCUGACGCCAACGAAACUGUUGAAGCUCAUAAGAGGGGUGUAUGGCAUGGUGAUGAAGAUUAUAUGAUCCGAAGUUGGGAUAAAAUCAAUUUGGAGCAGGAGGGUGAAAAGUUGGAAGAGGAAAAUAACAAGAACAACACACAAGUUGAUUUACUUGAACUCCAACAAGGAGCAGCGUCAAAGUUGAUUGAAAGUAUAGGAAAAACAAUCGAUUCUAUUAAAGAUAUGCAGCAGAAACCUGAUGGUCAUGGCGUUAAAGCUCUGGCAGAGAGAAUGGUAACUACAAAAUUACCUUUGAUUUCAGACUUGCUGCAGGUGGAGGAAGUUGAAAGAUUCUCAAUGGAACAAUUUUUAGACCUUGCAAUGAGCAGCAAGGAACUUUAUGUUGAAUAAUAUAUAAAGUUCUCCCAAGAGCAUGGUAGUGUUUCAAGCCCUACUCUAUUUGGGAUCGACAUUCGCCAUAUGUUUUAUAAUUUAUAUGAAAAUUAUUUGCAACGUGUAGAAGAGCAGCAAGUUACAGAUGAUCAUGCAGUUGAAGUUACAAAUGAUCCAAAGGAUAACAUGGAGCGGGAUGCAGAAAAUUUGGGUAUCGAGUUACAGCUGAAUGAUGACAUAGUGCACGAUAUUCAGAUGCAAGAUGCUGACAAAUUGGAUGAUAAUCAAGAUGCCCUAAGUCAAACGUCAAGCGACGUGCCACUGGCCACCAGGCUUCAAAAGAUGCUUACUGCAAAUUGCGAAAAGGUUGCUGCCAAGAAGGUUGCUACCAAGAGACCUCCCGAAAAGAAACCUGCAAAAACACCUUUCGGACCAAUAACUCGUUCUAAUCCUCAAAAAAGGGUGGAUCCCAAUUUCGAAAGUGGAAGUAAGUUCCCCGGUUCGUUCAAAGAAAAGGCGAAGUCGAAAGCUGUUCAACAAGAAACCACACUGCCAAUGAAUAAAAGGAAAAAACCAGAGCCAUUUUUGGCAGAUGCAAAGAAAACUAAGUUGGCGAAGUCGAAAGCUGUUCAACAAGAAACCACACUGCCAAUGAAUAAAAGGAAAAAACCAGAACCACUUUUGGCAGAUGCAAAGAAAACUAAGUUGGCGCUCAAAAAUCGUAAGAAAAUCUCCACUAUAUAAGCGGAUAACGGCAAAACAAAAAUGAAUCCUUCUUCCAUACUAUGAGCAUGCAAGUCGGUUGUAAGUACUUUCGACAUUUCUUUUUACGUUCCAUAUCAAGUCUGUAGUACAUAUAUGUUGUUUGUAACUAUAAAUUAUCGUAAAAAAAUGUGCCAGCUCAAUUGCUUGGCAAGUAGAAGAUUUGGUGUUCAACAGAAAGUUGAAGCAAGACCUCCUAAACUACGCCAAGUAUGUUGAUAUGUACUACUUUUGACGGUACAUAUUCAUGUGGGUUGAAGAAUGUUACUUUGUGAUCAGUUUUUUUAUAUAUAAAAAAAAGGUAUUGGAGAUAAAA